Molecule: messenger RNA, 1537 nt
Organism: Mytilus trossulus (common blue mussel)
Lineage: Eukaryota; Metazoa; Mollusca; Bivalvia; Mytilida; Mytilidae
Product: GTP-binding protein Rit2-like
Exons: 4
Coding region: 138-1190 (350 amino acids)
Cellular component (GO): plasma membrane
Molecular function (GO): GTP binding; calcium channel regulator activity; GTPase activity
Source: RefSeq, a predicted model, not a curated record
GUUUGCUCGGGUAUGAUUCUUGCAAUAUAAAAGCAUGGAUGAUUCCUCUUAGCUCACAACUGAACUAUAGUGAGCCAUAUCAAGAUAUCAGACAAUAAAUAAAGUGACUUUCGUUUUAAAUAAUUGAACAGGAUAUUAUGGAAUCUGUUGACAACUAUUAUGAAGCUUGUGAACAGUUUUUGGAUGAGGAAUUUAAAAUGCGAUCCGAACCGAAUUCACGGACAUCAUCCAUAAAAUACAAGAAGCGACCAACACUACUUGCAGACUUUGACGACGAUAAAAGACGAAACAGUCUUCCUAUUACAGCUGAGAUGGCACUGUCUGGUUCGUUUGCAGAACAUAUUGUGCAUAGAAGACAAAAAGUCAAGAAAGUCAGAUCGUUCCGAAUGACAUCGAAGGGUAUUAAAAACGACAUAGAAGAUGAACGCCGACAAAGUAAUGCUAGUAUUUAUUCAGCGGUUUCACAGAAAGAACUUUUUCGAAAACGUCUAUCGAGUGAAACAUCUGAUGAUAGCGCCAUAUGUUGUGGAUGUUCGUCUACUUCAUCUACUGGAUACUAUCGUGUCUGUGUGAUGGGAGCUGACGCUGUUGGUAAAACAGCAUUGACCAAUCAGUUCAUGACGUCAGACCUAUUGUGUUCAUUUGACAUUGAAAAUGAUGAAAUAGACGAACAGACAUUAACAGUGCUCAUAGAUAACGAAGAGUCAACUUUAGAAUUCAUAGAUUUCUCAAAGCACAAGGAGGACAUUGAGAGAAAUACCUGUGACGCUUGUGAUGCCUUUAUUGUUGUCUUUUCUGUCCACGAGCGGCCAUCAUUUGAUGUGGCUACAAAGUACCUCACUUACCUUAGAAAUGAACUAUUUAUAGACAGAGCUAUCAUUUUAGUGGCAAACAAGGUGGAUUUAGUCCGUAAAAGACAGAUCGCUUCCGAAGAAGCAAAACAGCUUGCCAUCAAAUACAACUGUAAAUACACCGAGACAUCAGCAACAUUCAAUCACCAAGUUGAUGAAUUACUUGUCGGUGUUCUGAAACAGAUUAAACUUAAACUUAGUCCAGAAGUUGUUGACAAAUCCACAUUUGAAAUUCCAAAAACAGGAGUAAAACAAUCUAAGGGACCCAGAGGACUUUUAAGUAAACUUUUUAGAAGAAAAUCGAAACCAGCCAAUGAAGUUGUACUGGAUUUGGAGUGAAAAUCAAGCAAUUAUGAUUAGUAUAUCUUGAAUUAAUCCCCCCUCCAGGAGAAAAGAACACUAAUGCCAGUAGUAGAGAAAGGACAAAACUAAAAUAUUAUAGGGUUUUUUUGGCGACUGGUAUAUGAAAUUCUACAAUCUUACAGAAGAAAGCUCCAAACUAAUUGUUUAUGUCGAGACGACGAAGUAAUCUAGUGGAAUAAAAUUGUACACAUGUGAAUAGGAAAAACAAACAUCAAAGAUAGAAGAUUGAUUGAAAUUUUGAAAAAUCAUUGUAAAUAUCAUAUCCAUCACUCAUUCAAAGUAGACGUUUACCAUUCCUUAUUUUUUAUACAAAUAAAUUUUAU